Messenger RNA from Acaulospora colombiana, 1769 nucleotides. The record is from the annotation of a GenBank genome assembly. NCBI's taxonomy places the organism in Eukaryota, Fungi, Glomeromycota, Glomeromycetes, Diversisporales, Acaulosporaceae.
AUGGGAUACAAAGGCCUCUAUCGAGAAGCACACAGCGACCUCUCGGAUGAGACAUUUUGCGCUCAAGCUCUAAAUGAUCUCGAAGCAGCUAUGGGAUUAGCUGGGGACAAUUGGACCCAUACCCUUCUCCUCGCAAUCAUUAUAACCUUGACCCUUCGGAUCCACAACUUUGUUCAGCAUGAACAUCUCAAACUUCAUGCCGUCAAUAUCCUUUCACAAGCACGGCGCACCGCCUUCGAAUGGAUUUUGACCCUCCAAGCACUCGUAGCGAAUCAAAAACAAAAGCAACCUCAGCUGAGACAUGCAUUGCUUGGCGCCUCGCUUGUACUGCGGGCCACUUUUGACCUUGAAAGCAAGGAAAUCACCUCAUUCGAUACUGGCGAGGAUGGUAUAGCACGUUAUAUAUUUGCAGGAACAUUUCUUACGGAUCCCACUCUUGAUUCCCUGCCAGUAGGGAUUCGCUUUCUUGCCCAGCAUGAUCGGCGGGCAGCAUUAAGACUGCAGCCCCAUGUUGCAAUCCAUUGUGCCGUCAAUCCAACCAUCCUUCAUGUCGCCGUUUCAUUCCGGUGGAGCACUUUCGAUCUGAAAGGAAGUGGAUGGAGACAGCUGGCGACCCCAGCAGAACGAUGGUGGAGUUUUACGACGCCAGAAAACUCAGAGCGGAUGCAACGAGUAGUUCAUCUUAAUCUCUUGGAUGGCUCUUUUCUGAUCGAUGGUGCAUCCUUUGAUCAUCUUCCAAAUGAGAUAACUAAACAUAUGACCUAUAAGGAAUUGUUUCACAAUAAUGACAUUGAGAAUGUGUGUCCAUCGACAAUCAGGGGGAUGUCCUAUGAAGGAUAUUAUCAAGGCCACCAGGUUCAUCUCACAUUGAAAGGGGAAGAGCUUAUCAUCAGACAUUACGAACAUGGUCAUAUUGAGGAAUUCAUCCCUUCAUCAAUUUUGAAAGGCGAUCUUCCGUAUACCCUUGUACAUGGAAGUCACCAUUGGUAUAUGGAAGACUCGAACAGCCUCGAAAUACGAUCGCAAGAUCAAACUUGGCUCAAGAAGGAACCUCGGGUUUGGACGGCAGCCCUACGGAGAAAGAGUCGAGCGCUGUUGGGAAAUGUCACGCGGAAUGUUACAUCGACAACUUAUCAUCUUGUGGAUCCACACUCUCCCCUUUAUGACCACCUCCUUACCAGACUUCAGCCUUUAGAAACACGAAAGGACGCGGGGGCCUACGGACAUCCCCUGACAUCCAUCAAGCUGCAAAAUGCUGGAGGUUAUUUUACCUAUGAUGUCGAUAAUCUCCUUGGCAGACUUCAUGUAAUGGAGACAACUCAUUGGCAUCCAGUUCUGCCGACCCUCUCGCAAGAUCCAAAUUUUCUUCCAAUAGUCGAGGCCAUUCUCGAUCAUUGGCAAAGACUAGACAAAUUCCAUAGUAUUGGGCAAAAUCUCGCAACAAGACCCCAUCCCCCUGGAAUGAACCACUUAUCUGCACGCGCAAAUGUGCGAAACUGGAUCUUUCAUUCAUCCGCUUAUUCUAUCCCCACACUUGAAGAUGUAGCAUACAAACACCGUGACUGCAUUCAUGAACAAGAGUCAAAAGAGCGCGAACGGCUCACCUUCCAAGUUGCUGCUCUCUCAAACCCAUUCACGACCAAAUUUCCCUAUACUGUCUCCUUGGCUGAUACUGUCCAAGGCUGGGGACGCGUAGAGGCUCCUAAAGACUGGAGCUGCGACGAUGUACCACUAUGGAUGUCGGCCGAGAUAGCAAUGUCAGAACUAUG